Mastomys coucha (southern multimammate mouse) is the source of this 735-nucleotide messenger RNA. Its product is annotated as H-2 class I histocompatibility antigen, alpha chain-like. The record is from RefSeq and is a predicted model, not a curated record. The coding region runs from base 1 to 735 and encodes 244 amino acids. NCBI's taxonomy places the organism in Eukaryota, Metazoa, Chordata, Mammalia, Rodentia, Muridae. The transcript is spliced from 6 exons. Gene Ontology annotation, cellular component: external side of plasma membrane. Gene Ontology annotation, biological process: immune response; positive regulation of T cell mediated cytotoxicity; antigen processing and presentation of endogenous peptide antigen via MHC class Ib. Gene Ontology annotation, molecular function: peptide antigen binding; signaling receptor binding.
AUGGAGCUGCCAGACACCAGGCCUGCAGGGGAUGGAACCUUCCAGAAGUGGGCUGCCGUGGUGGUUCCAUCUGGAGAAGAGCUCAGAUACACAUGUCACGUGCACCAUGAAGGGUUACCUGAGCCGCUCUCUCUGAAAUGGGAGCCUCCACAACCCAUCCCCAUCAUGGCAAUUCUCAUCGGCCUGCUCCUUGGAACUCUGGUGCUGGGAACUGUGGUAAUUUUUCUGAAGAUGAGGAACACUGGACCCUGUGCUGUCCUCCUCCUGUUGGUGGCCUUGGCCUUGGACCUCACCCAGUAUUGUGUAGAAAGGCUUCGUAGAUGCCUGGACCUUGGGAAGGAGACUUUGCUGCGCUCUGAUGCCCCUCAAACACAUGUGACCCACCAAGUAAGACCUGAAGGGAAUGUCACCCUGAGAUGCUGGGCCUUGGGCUUCUACCCAGCUGACAUCACCCUGACCUGGCAGAGGGAUAAGGACAACCACAUCCCAGACAUGGAGCUGCCAGACACCAGGCCUGCAGGGGAUGGAACCUUCCAGAAGUGGGCUGCCGUGGUGGUUCCAUCUGGAGAAGAGCUCAGAUACACAUGUCACGUGCACCAUGAAGGGUUACCUGAGCCGCUCUCUCUGAAAUGGGAGCCUCCACAACCCAUCCCCAUCAUGGCAAUUCUCAUCGGCCUGCUCCUUGGAACUCUGGUGCUGGGAACUGUGGUGAUUUUUCUAGUAUGGAAGAAAUAA